CUCCCCCUCUAAAUUGAAGAUUCAGGCAAAGGUGCUAGGAUUCACAGAUCCAUACCUCUCAUGUCCCCAUUAUUACUCUCUUUCAACCACCUCUGUUUUGAUGCCCUCCACAGUAACUACACCUUUUAAAAACCCUCUGGCAACAUCAUUUUAGUGCCUCACAACCAAACCACAAUUUGUAUAACUCUUUUGGCACAAAUAAUUGAACAUCGGAGUUAUUGAUUUUGAUGUUUGUAAAUGAGUGUUUAGUUAUGUUGGAAGUCCUCAGUGGUGUUGGCUGGAGAGGUUACAUUUGGCUUCCUCUUCCUGAUUUUAUGAACAAAAUUGAUGGACAUUUUAAGCAAACAAAGGUUAUUAUUCCCCGGUUUCUUGAUAUAAUGCUGAUAAGCCCCAUGCAUGUGUUUUGACUACAAUGUUAUAUUCAUAUUUGUUGUAAUAUUUUCUUUUCUAUUCCUAAGUGGAAACGCAAAAAUGACCCUGAUGUUACAGUGGGUUGUCUUCAUUGAUUUUACGCUGCAAAUUGGGUUGAGGGCCGAGACGCUUGAGGGAGAUUCGGUUUAACAUUUCUGUUGACAUUUUUUUCCACCCAAACUCCAUCCUUCUCCUUUCCUUUAACAUUUCUCUCCUAUCUGGUUUAAUUUUUUUUUUUUUUAAAUCAGUGCUCUUUAAGUGGCUGUGGGGUUCUUGAAUGCAGUUAAACUAAUAGUCAAAUUCCUCUUUAAUUUCGUGUGAUUUGGACACACAUUUCCUUUAUACCAAGUAGAGGUGGUAAAAUGGAUGAAAUGAGACUAAGUUUGAACCAUUGUCAUGGACUCAUGGAUAAGGAAAUGUAAAAUCACAACAACAAUGUAAUGAAAGGUAGAAAGUAAGGGAGAGAAAAUUUGACAGCUGAAAGCCUUAGAGUGCGAAUAUUUUGAGCCCUUGUUCGCAACUUCGGAAGCUUGUCUCUCCGAGGCUAAGCUAAUUAAGUAAUUUUCCAAAAUUUAUUUCCGUUGCGACUUGCGAGCCGCCGAGUCAAUAGCGUUAAAAUAAUAAUAAUAAUAAUAAAUCCUGGAAUGCCACAACGGCUAGUUUUCAACUCUGGGGCUCUCGUUGCAGUUUCUAAUUGUAAGGGGGAGUUCAGAUUUGGAUACGCAUAUGAACCUACUGGAGAAGAGGAGAGGAGGCCCAUAUUUGGUUUUCUCGUUUAGCAUUAAUCCAACUAUCAAUUCGAUCGAUCUGAAGUGGAACGGAUUAGAUACAGCUUCCUGGAGUGGUUUGUUGGUUGUUGGUCAGUGAUCAAUCAACCUCUCUUUGUGACUUGAAAGGAGGACAGAAUGGAAGAAACUUCAGAUGCAACGACACAACGGCAGCAUCCGGCAGCACCAGUCCCGCUUCCGCCACCGGCCCAUCGUCGUGCCAAGUUGAGGGUGAGAGAGGUGAGCUCUAGGUUCAUGUCUCCUCUGGUGGCUUUCAACGCCAACCCAACUCCCACUCCUACCCCUACCCCGGCAGCACCUGAAUCCCAGCGUUCUAAAUCUGUCAAGAGUCGGCAGCCCCAACAGCAAUACGAGCUGGAACCCCGUUCAAUAGAUGAGAACUGGGUUCCAGAGACCGCUAGGAGCUUAGACAGUAGCACUCCUCUGGCUCCAGGAGGAGGAGGACGAGGAGGAUCAGCAGCACACGCACAUCAUCAGAGUGCUAAAUCCUCUUCAUCUGCACCCAGAAAGCAACAGCAACAGCAGCUGCAGCGAGUGAAGCCUCCUUAUAAGGAGAACGAUGCCAAGACAGAGUUGCAACAACCAAGACUUGGUAGCGGAAGACCCGACACUCCAAUCGUUGCUGGAGCCGACAGAGAUAGGGAUAGGAUUGUUCCGUCCAGAUAUAGGCUCGCUUCCCAAAGCCUUCAUCGGCCAUCAUCUGCCACCAAUUACUGUGUGAAUAUGAAUGGUGGUGGUGGUGCGCCAGUAACGGCCUCCGCUGCAGCUAAACUAUUACGAGAGGCCACUUCAACUGACCACCCUCUAAUUGAUUCUUCCUCAAGUCGCACUGCCUUUGGCGUCCAGAGUAAUACGAACAACCGGAUGAUGCCUCCGGAUUUGCGCUCUUCCAUGCCGGAGGUAGAUGUUCUUCCAACCGUGUCAACCAGGUGGCAGCAUGUUGCUAGAAGCUUCAAUAAUCUACCUGUUGCCGAAAUAUGUGAUAAUGACUCCAACUCAUUAAGGUCAACAACCUCUCCCUGUUCUCGUUCUCUGGUCAAUUUGCCACAAUCCAACAGUGAAAAUCCAUCAUCCUCCUCCUCCUCCUCAGCUUGUCUUAGUAAAGCUGGUGAUCCAACAGCUUCCAAAACUCCCUCCAAAACCUCCUUGACGAAUCAGGUGGCAACUCUUUGUCUGCCUUCACAUCUGUCAUCACUAAAACAGGGAGUAGCAGCGGAUGCUAGAAAAGGAAAGAAACUAUUUCAUCACCAAGAUGAUGUAAAGCAUGCUUUAAAGUUGCUGUACAACCAUUACUUGCAGUGGCGUUUCGCUAAUGCAAAAUCAGAGGUCUCUAUGCUCGCUCAAAAAAAGGAAGCAGAGGGGCAACUGUUUUCUCUUGGAAGCAAGAUUUCGCAGAUGCGUGAGGUGGUGAAGAAUAGUCACAUCGAACUUAAUCGAUGGCAAAGAAUAAAAACUUUAUUAACAACAGUUGAAUCGCAGAUGCCAUAUCUUGAUGAAUGGUCUACUGUGGCAGAGGAUUACUCGCAUUCUUUAUCAGGUGUCACGGAUGCUCUACUUAAUUUGUCACUCAGACUUCCAAUCAGUGGCGGAGUUAAGCUACAGGUUGACUUAACAGAGUUGAAGGAGAUCUUGGACUCAGCUGUGAAGGUGAUAGAAUUGAUUACUUUCUGUAUCCAAAGCUUCAUGGUGAAGGCGGAAGAUAUGGAAAGCUUAGUUUCUGAACUGGCUAGGAUUAUGGGUGGAGAAAGAGCCCACAUCCAGGAAUGUGGAGAUUCCAUACUGAAGUCAUAUGCAUCACAGGUCGGAGAGUGGAGCCUAAGAGGCCAUCUUAUUCAAUUUCUUGGGCGUAAGAAUCGGCAGCAGCAGAAAAACUCUUCACAAUUCCCCUAAACGCGAAGUGCGAAUAUUUAUUGUGAAAUCAUUUUUAUUCUUUCAAUUAAAAAAACAAAAUAAUUCUCAGUUUGAAAUUUAUUUACUGAUCCUACGCCAACACUGUAUGAUACUGCUAUACCGAAUGCAUAUACCAGUUUGUUCGUUCUCUUAA
Messenger RNA from Coffea arabica (coffee), 3243 nucleotides. Its product is annotated as protein ENDOSPERM DEFECTIVE 1. Gene Ontology annotation, biological process: spindle assembly. The record is from RefSeq and is a predicted model, not a curated record. Gene Ontology annotation, molecular function: microtubule binding. NCBI's taxonomy places the organism in Eukaryota, Viridiplantae, Streptophyta, Magnoliopsida, Gentianales, Rubiaceae. Gene Ontology annotation, cellular component: cytoplasm; nuclear microtubule.